AACAAAUUUAAUAAUUUCUUUUACUUAAAACUUGCGCAAAAAUUAUAAAUCAAUAUAAUAUUUGAUUAUUUUUAAUAUAAAAAAUACUUAAAGCUAACAUUUUAUUUAAGGGAUACUACAACUUAAAUCAUAUUAUCUUUCAUGCCUUUUUAAAUUGAUCCAUCAUCAUAAUAUUUAGAUAGGUAACUUUUCAUGAGUAUCCUAUAAUAUGAAGAGCUGUUGCUUGAUGGCUAAUUUAAUAGAGAAAUAGUAGAAAAUCUGAUUUCUUUAUAUGCUUAGUGCGUAGAGUUUUAUGAUUCUAUAAAAGACCCUAUAAAAUUUUAUUUCCUUGAAAAAAUGCAAAUUAUUUUAUGUCAUGAAUAAACUCUUAAAGAGAUUGUAACUCCAAAAAAUAAGGAAAAAAGUAUAGAUAAAUACUAAAAGUAGAAAAUUUAAAAAGAAAAAAAUGUGAUAAUUGAUGAUGAUUUUAAAAAUGAAGUUUUACAUCUCUAACGUUAAGAGAAUAAUCAAGAUUUAAUAUAAAAUUUUAAUGAAAUAAUAUAAUCGUAGCAAAAUUAAGAUAGUUUUGAUGAAAAGGAAGAUGAAGACUCUAACUAUUAAGAUUUAGAUAACUUUUCUGAUUAAUAAUUUUCUUAAUCACACAUUAGCAAUCACAAAGAAACAAAGCUUAGUCUGUAGUAAAUGAAAUUAAAAUAUAAGUAAAAUUGCAGAUCCUAAAUCAAAUAUAGUAUUUCAAAAAAAAGACUUGAAAGAUCAAAAAGAGUUGGUAUGUAUUUAUAAAUUCAUUAGGAGUCUAAUAUAAAUUAAGCUGAAACAAUGGGAUCUCUCUUUUAAAGUUUUGUAGAUAACAACGAAAAGCAAGCAAAUUAAGUUAAGCUCAACUUAAAUUAAUAAUAAUAAGAAGUUGAGAGAAGAUUACAAAGGAGAAAAACACUAAAAGAAGGAGGUUAAAAUAAUGUCUCUUUGGCUUUAAAAUAAACAAAUUAAGUCAAUGAGAAAAGCUAAAGAUUAAAUAAAGAAAUUAAAGUAAGUUAUGAUGAUCAAGAUUUAGAAAAUUUAGAUCCUGACGAGCAAAGCAUAAAUUGA
Messenger RNA from Tetrahymena thermophila SB210, 1086 nucleotides. RefSeq lists its product as hypothetical. The transcript is spliced from 3 exons. Lineage: Eukaryota; Ciliophora; Oligohymenophorea; Hymenostomatida; Tetrahymenidae. The record is from RefSeq and is a predicted model, not a curated record.